ACUCUUCAAUCAAGUACACUCUGUGUGCAGAUCUCACUGAUGUUUUCGCCUUCAUUCGUCGAUCUAAGAGCUUAAUCGAGUGAUAGAUCUCAAAAAUGGCGUUAGCGUUCGAUGAAUAUGGCCGGCCGUUCAUAAUAUUGAGGGAACAAGAAAGCAAGAGUAGAUUAAGAGGUUUAGAUGCUCAGAAGUCUAACAUCGCCGCCGGCGUUGCUGUCUCUCGCAUCCUCCGUACAUCUCUAGGUCCUAAAGGCAUGGACAAGAUGCUCCAGAGCCCCGACGGCGACAUCACCAUUACAAAUGAUGGCGCAACGAUCUUGGAGCAGAUGGAUGUUGACAAUCAAAUUGGAAAACUUAUGGUUGAACUGUCCCGAAGUCAAGACUACGAGAUUGGUGAUGGAACAACUGGUGUAGUUGUUAUGGCUGGUGCACUUUUAGAACAGGCUGAGCGGUUGUUGGAACGCGGAAUUCAUCCCAUCCGUGUUGCAGAGGGAUUCGAAAUAUCUUCAAGGAUUGCAGUUGAUCAUUUAGAACAAAUCUCACAUAAGUUCGAUUUCAGUGCUACAAAUAUAGAACCUUUGGUUCAGACUUGCAUGACUACCUUAUCCUCUAAAAUUGUGAACCGAUGCAAGCGUAGUUUGGCUGAGAUUGCCGUAAAGGGAGUCAUGGCCGUUGCUGAUCUAGAGAGGAAAGAUGUUAACCUAGACCUCAUUAAAGUGGAGGGGAAAGUAGGUGGGAAAUUGGAGGAUACAGAACUUAUUUAUGGAAUUAUAGUUGACAAAGAUAUGAGUCAUCCUCAGAUGCCAAAGCAAAUUGAAGAUGCAAAAAUUGCCAUCUUGACUUGUCCAUUUGAGCCUCCAAAGCCUAAGACCAAGCAUAAGGUUGAUAUUGAUACUGUUGAGAAGUUCCAGACUUUACGUGAGCAAGAGAGGAAGUACUUCGAUGACAUGGUUCAGAGAUGCAAGGAUGUAGGGGCUACGUUGGUUAUUUGCCAAUGGGGCUUUGACGAUGAAGCCAAUCACCUAUUAAUGCACAGAAACUUGCCUGCUGUUAGAUGGGUUGGUGGGGUAGAACUGGAGCUUAUAGCAAUAGCAACUGGUGGUAGAAUUGUUCCCAGGUUCCAGGAACUAACACCUGAAAAGCUAGGAAAGGCUGGUUUGGUAAGAGAGAAGGCAUUUGGUACCACAAAAGAUCGGAUGCUUUAUAUUGAGCAUUGUGCAAAUUCAAGGGCCGUGACCGUAUUUAUUCGUGGGGGUAACAAGAUGAUGAUAGAGGAGACUAAACGCAGCAUCCAUGAUGCAUUGUGUGUUGCUAGAAAUCUCAUCCGCAAUAAUUCUAUUGUAUAUGGUGGCGGUGCAGCAGAAAUUUCAUGUUCAAUUGCAGUGGAAGCUGCCGCUGAUAAAUAUCCCGGAGUUGAGCAGUAUGCCAUCAGGGCUUUUGCGGAUGCUUUGGAUUCCGUACCCAUGGCUCUUGCGGAGAAUAGUGGUUUGCAACCCAUUGAAACACUGUCUGCAGUGAAAGCACAGCAAAUUAAGGAGAAAAAUCCUUGCUGUGGCAUAGAUUGCAACGAUGCUGGGACAAACGAUAUGCGUGAGCAAAAUGUAUUUGAAACGUUAAUCGGAAAACAACAGCAGAUCUUGCUCGCUACACAAGUCGUAAAGAUGAUCUUGAAGAUCGAUGACGUGAUUUCACCCUCCGAGUAUUGACAUGAAGCAUGAAGUUUUGGUCUAUUAUGUAUAACAUUGCUAGGGAACCUUUUAUUAUGGUUGGUGUAGUCUUAUUUUGUAGUGUGGUCUUUUGUCAGAUGCUCAUUUUUGUGUUUGUUUUAUUUUCAAGAAAAAGAGUUUUACUUU
Molecule: messenger RNA, 1850 nt
Organism: Cynara cardunculus var. scolymus (artichoke)
Lineage: Eukaryota; Viridiplantae; Streptophyta; Magnoliopsida; Asterales; Asteraceae
Product: T-complex protein 1 subunit epsilon-like
Exons: 9
Coding region: 96-1703 (535 amino acids)
Biological process (GO): protein folding
Cellular component (GO): chaperonin-containing T-complex
Molecular function (GO): ATP binding; ATP-dependent protein folding chaperone; ATP hydrolysis activity
Source: RefSeq, a predicted model, not a curated record